GUUUAUAGAAAAUCGUGAACGGACUUGAACUGACAUUACUUGACGUCUGUAAAUUCGUAAAGUGAUUAUUUGGUACGUGUUUUUAACAAAAUUAAAAAGAUUUUUGUCUGAAAAACGUUUCUGGGAGUUUGGAGAAUUCACGAGAAUAUGAGCGAAUUGAGUCAGGAAGAGAUAAGGCGCAGACGUCUAGCUCGUCUCUCUGCAAGAGACAGUGGCUCUCCUUCGAGUUCUGUAUCUCCUCCAGUGACUCCUAUUUCACAGUCACCUGUUAUGCCAACAAAAUCAGCAAAUCCACCUAUAUUUGAAUCUCAACUCUCCCCAACACAAAAUGCCAAAUUCCAGCCAAACAAUGCAGAAAUGAAAGAAGUCACUAGCGAAGUUCCAAUUGAAGCAGUUUUCAAAGAGCCUAGUAAACCAAUUGAUAUCAAUAUGCCCUCAAGUUCAAAAGUACACUCAAGAGCUCCACCACAAAGAAGUGAUUCAGAAACUAGUUCAAUUCAUAUGGAAGUUGAUGAAGUCAGUGGAUGUGCAGAUAAAAUUGGAGCUAACACAGAUAUUGAUUCAGGAUUUGAAAAUAUGGAGGUUGACGAAUCCGAUGUUCAAAAGAAGGACAUCCAAAAACAAAAAGCAGCGUCCCCUUCCGCCGAGCUGUCGGUCGAGCGACUUCAGAACACGGUCGCACGCGUGCUGCAAUGCUCGUUCAAAGAAGAGUCCGAAACCCGUUUGUACCUGCCGGAGAUCGCCGUUCAUCUCAAAGCGCAUCCGCAAACAUCGAUGAGAGACCUCAUGUCAAAUGCUGUCAUGGAAAUCUUGUUUGUGCUGGUCAAGGGCGAGAACCCUUUCAAGGUCUUGGCACACUACAACUCCGAAAUGUGCGAUACCAGCAGCACCGGGUCGUUUUCUGCUAGCCCGCAGAAUUUGAGUCCCUCUCCUGGAGCUUGUCCGAUUCCCCUUCUGACGAUGAAGAGUACCGAGGAUGCCAAUCAGAGCCCCAUGAAGUUGGCGCUGAAUUUUCUCAUGGAUUCCUACAAUAGGGUUAGCGUGGAGGAGCGGAACCAUCCGAAGAGGUCCAGCGUUCCUCCGUUGAGCGACGUGUUGACCGAGUUGAGAGCCCAAAUUAUACAUUACACGACGUUAAUUGUCCAAGGCCACGUCAUACCUCGCGAAGACCGGUCCGAAUCGCCGCUGCUGCAGCCCAUCCUGCAGCAAUCGCUGCCCAGAGGCUUCCUCACCGAGCUCGUGACGCGCACCCACACCAACGAGCGGCUUUUCUCGGCUGUGUUCAGCCCCGUGCUGCAGGGCCUGUGCGAGAUGAUGCGACACGCGAGCAUCGUUGGCGACGAGCACCGUGUGCCCCUGCAGACGCUGUUCGAACUGGCUGAUAUCCGGUGCGGGGCUCGGCCGAUAUGCAGUCUCAUCGCGAAGCAAAUCCAAUUCAUGCCGACGCCCUGCACACCCGCUCAGGGCCGCGAGAUAACACGCACGUCCUACCUGGGCCCCUUCCUGUGCGUGUCGGUGUUCGCCGAGGACGAGCCGAAGGUGGCCGAGAAGUUCUUCUCGGGCAGCUCGACGGGCGACAAGAGCCUCAUCCAGGUGCUGCAGGCCGAGCUGGAGAACGCCAGAGGGCUGCAGCACCGCAUCUUCCACUACAUGAUGGCGAACCAGGAGAGCAGGGACGCCUGUCUGGCGUAUUUGGGAAAGCUGUUGAAGUACAAUGAGAAAAGGUCACAAAUACAAAUGGAAGAAAGGACAUUGGCUGGCGAUGGGUUCAUGCUCAAUUUGUUGAGUAUCCUGCAAAAUCUGUCGGUCAAAAUCAAACUCGACAAAGUGGACUUCAUUUAUCCCUUCCACCCAGGCACUAUGAUCAAUAUAAAAAACGAUACAAGGCUGAAAUACACAUCUCAGGAAGUCAGCGAUUGGUUGGAAGAGUUCGAGAGGACCCAUGAGCACCAAGUUCCCAACUUUUCCACAAUUUGCUGGUUCUUAACUCUACACUGCCAUCACUUAUCUCUUAUGCCUGCUCUGCAAAAGUACCAGAGAAGGUUGCGUGCCAUUAGAGACCUCCAAAAACUGUUAGACGAAACGGUAGCAGCCGAAGCACAAUGGCGGAACACUCCGUUCGCUAAUAGAAAUAAGCAGUUCAUCAAGAGAUGGAAACAGCAACUGAAGAAAUUGAAUAAAUCCAAAGCAUGCGCGGAUGCUGGCCUGCUCGACAAGAACCUGAUGCGCAGAUCUUUGAUAUUCUAUACGAGCGUGUCCGAAUUUCUCUUGAGUCUGAUGACGAACUCUGCAUCUUGCAGUUCAGUACCUGAUUUGCCACUGCCCGCCACAGCUCCGGCAUUCUCCGCCAUGCCAGAGUGGUAUGUCGAGGAUAUCGCCGAGUUUCUUCUAUUCGCCUUACAGUAUUUUCCGAGUGUAAUCGCCGACAAUAUGGAAGACAGCUUGAUCACCUGGCUGCUGGUGACGAUAUGCUCCUCCAGCAUGGUAAAAAACCCCUACCUAGUUGCCAAAUUAGUCGAAGUAGUGUUCGUUAUCCUGCCGACCAUACAGCCGCGUUGCGAGGUGCUCUACUCGCGCCUCAUGAACCACACCAUUGCGCAGACGCUGCUGCCCAGUUCGCUGAUGAAGUUCUACACGGAAGUGGAGACGACUGGGUCCAGCUCGGAGUUCUACGAUAAGUUUUCCAUUAGAUAUCACAUUAGUUUAAUUAUUAAGAAAAUGUGGUCAUCCCCCGUCCAUCGCCAAGCACUGAUCAACGAAUCUCGCAGCGGCCAGCAAUUCGUCAAGUUCGUCAACAUGCUCAUGAAUGACACUACUUUUUUGCUGGACGAGUCCCUGGAAUCUCUCAAGCGCAUCCAUGAGGUGCAGGAUCUGAUCAGCAACGAGGAGAAGUGGUCGAAGCUGUCUUCCGAGCAGCAGCAAAGCAGGAUGCGGCAGCUGAACGGGGACGAGCGGCAGUGUCGGUCGUACCUGACGCUGGCGCGCGAGACGGUCGACAUGUUCCACUAUCUGACGGUCGAUAUCAAGGAGCCGUUCCUGAAAGCGGAGCUUGUCGAUAGGUUAGCUUCAAUGCUGAACUUCAACUUACAACAACUUUGUGGCAAAAAGUGUAAAGACUUGAAGGUUAGGAACCCGGACAAAUACGGAUGGGAACCACGACGGUUACUGAGUCAAUUAGUUGACAUUUACUUGCAUCUCGAUUGUGAUAAGUUUGCCGAGGCUCUGGCCAAAGAUGAGAGAUCCUUCAGGAAGGAGCUGUUCGAAGACGCGGCCGCCCGCCUCGAGCGCAUCUCCAUCAAGACCCCCGUGCAGAUCGAGCAAUUCCGCUCGUUGGCCGCCAAAGGCUUCCGCGUGCUCGAGACCAACAGGCGGUCGGAGGACUGGCUGGCAGACGCGCCCGACGAGUUCAAGGACCCGCUUAUGGACACGCUGAUGGUCGAUCCGGUGCUGCUGCCCAGCGGCCAGGUGAUGGACAGGGCGGUGAUCAUGCGGCAUUUGCUGAACAGCAACACGGACCCGUUCAAUCGGCAGGUUCUCACCGAGGACAUGCUGAUUCCAGCUGAUGAUUUGAAGGAAAGAAUUCAAAUAUGGAAAACCGAAAAGACGUCAAGACCGAAUUAGACUAGUUAGAGAACUUACCCUAUUUUUUUUUUCAUUGUUUAUUUGAAAGAUUUAUUUAAAUCCUAUAUUGUUUCAAAUGUGAUAAUUAUUCAUUUUUG
Molecule: messenger RNA, 3719 nt
Organism: Phaedon cochleariae (mustard beetle)
Lineage: Eukaryota; Metazoa; Arthropoda; Insecta; Coleoptera; Chrysomelidae
Source: the annotation of a GenBank genome assembly